AAGUCACUCACUCACUCCUCACGCGUCUACUCUACUACUUAACACGCGCCCGUGCCAUCCGCCCACUCCUCUCCCACGCACUCCGCAAUUCCGCAUCACGCAGAGGCAGAGCGACCAACCCAGAACCCCACCCCACCGCCCGCAACCGCAAGCUCAGAUUCCCUCCCCACCCCACCCCACCCCACCGUCCCGCUCACUCCAGCCCAGCCCGCGUCCCCACAGCCCAGCGACAGCGGGCACCGGCGGCAUCCAGCCAUGUGCGGCGGCGCCAUCCUGUCGGACAUCAUCCCGCCGCCGCCACCGCGGCGGGUCACGGCUGGCCACCUCUGGCCCGAGAGCAAGAAGCCGAGGAGGGCUGCAUCCGGCAGGAGGGGAGCCCCCGUGGAGCAGCAUGAGCAGGAGGAGGAUUUCGAGGCCGACUUCGAGGAGUUCGAGGUGGAGUCCGGCGAGUCGGAGCUCGAGUCCGAGGACGAGCCCAAGCCCUUCGCCGCCCCCAGGAGCGCGCUCGCCAGAGGUGGACUAAACACUGGUGCAGCUGGUGUCGAUGGCCCUGCUGCAAAUUCAGUUAAAAGGAAGAGGAAGAACCAGUUCAGGGGUAUCCGCCGGCGCCCGUGGGGCAAAUGGGCUGCUGAGAUCAGAGAUCCUCGCAAGGGCGUGCGCGUCUGGCUCGGUACUUUCAACUCCCCCGAAGAAGCUGCCAGAGCUUACGACGCCGAGGCACGCAGGAUCCGCGGCAAGAAGGCUAAAGUCAACUUCCCGGAUGAGGUUCCUACGGCGGUUUCUCAGAAGCGCCGUGCUGCUGGGCCUGCCUCUCUGAAAGCGCCUAAGAUGGACGUUGAGGAGGAGAAGCCGAUCAUCAAGCUCGCAGUGAACAAUAUGACCAACUCAAACGCAUAUCACUACCCUGCCGUCGUCGGCCACAACAUCAUACCCGAGCCAUUCAUGCAGACUCAGAACAUGCCAUUCGCUCCUCUGGUGAAUUAUGCUGCCCUAGUGAACCUGUCUUCAGACCAAGGCAGCAACUCGUUCGGUUGCUCGGACUUCAGCCUCGAGAACGACUCCAGGACCCCUGACAUAACUUCGGUGCCUGCGCCCGUUGCCACCUUGGCCGCCGUUGGCGAGUCUGUGUUCGUCCAGAACACCGCCGGCCAUGCUGUGGCGUCUCCUGCGACGGGGAACACUGGUGUUGAUCUCGCCGAGUUGGAGCCGUAUAUGAAUUUCCUGAUGGACGGUGGUUCAGACGACUCGAUCAGCACUCUCUUGAGCUGUGAUGGAUCCCAGGACGUGGUCAGCAACAUGGACCUUUGGAGCUUCGAGGACAUGCCCAUGUCUGCUGGUUUCUACUGAGGCUGAGGCCCAGCGACUGGUGCUUGUGUACAUAGGGGGGGACAAAGGGAAUAAUGUUCUGGAGAUGAAGAAACGCUUGCGUGGGCGUGCCUGCAGGCACGCGUGUAGUAGCUGCGGUAUUAGUAUAUAUGCUUAGAUGUUCAGUCACUUCCUUUAAGUACAAUUUGGCGCUGGACAUGUACCUUAUUUUACUAUGUAUCCGUGACAACAGCUAUGUGUCUGCUCCUUUUAUUUUCUUGUCUUUGCUUCAAAAAAAUGGCUCUGAACAUUGCGAGUUUGUACUUUGUAGACAAUAUAUAUAUAUAUAUAUGUGUGUAUGUGCUUGGUUUGCUUCA
This is a messenger RNA of Zea mays, 1682 nucleotides long. RefSeq lists its product as uncharacterized. The transcript is spliced from 3 exons. Gene Ontology annotation, molecular function: DNA-binding transcription factor activity; DNA binding. Gene Ontology annotation, biological process: regulation of DNA-templated transcription; ethylene-activated signaling pathway. The record is from RefSeq and is a predicted model, not a curated record. Bases 256 to 1347 code for a protein of 363 amino acids. NCBI's taxonomy places the organism in Eukaryota, Viridiplantae, Streptophyta, Magnoliopsida, Poales, Poaceae.